AUGAACACGCUUUGGAUGAUCCUCACGGUGAUGACCGUGAUUGCUCUCGUCAUCUCCUUCUUCCUGAAAGGAAAGGCCAUGGCGGCAAGAGUGAGAGAGUUUUUAGGAACAUCAAAACAAAGAGCUGUAAAGUUUAUGAGUGAAUUCAAGAGAAAGACUUUCCAUUUGGUUGGAUUAUUGGUGCCUGGUAUUUAUUAUUUUGGAUUAAAAUUCGGAUUCUUGACCAAGUUCCAGGCUUGCUCGAUUGUGGCUGGAUUUGCUGGGUUUUCAUUGACGGUUGAUCUUUUGAGAUUAAAGUCUGAAAGAUUCAACAAAAUGUUCCAAGAAUCACCUGCCGGCAAGAUUAUGCGAAAGAAAGAACUCAAUGACAUCAACGGCUCAACGUAUUAUUUAAUUGGUUCAUUGUUGACAAUGAUUUUGUUCCAUCCAACCAUUGCUAUUGCAUCACUCUUGUUCUUGGAUUUGGGAGAUUUGUUUGCUGCAUUGGUCGGUAUCUCAUUUGGUAGAGUUAAAGUGUACAAGAGCAAAUCAUUGGAAGGAUGUUUGGCUAAUUUCUUCAUUUGCAUGGCUGUUGGUUUGACCAUCUUUUAUCACGUGCAUCUCUACGAAUAUAUUUCUCUCAUUGGUGCUAUUACUGCCACUUUAACAGAACUCUUCCUUGACCAAAUUAAUGACAACCUGUCAAUUCCAAUUAUGAGUGGUAUUGCUCUCACUUUAGCUCAAUGGAGAUUAGGCGUUGACAUUCCGUUCAUGUAA
Naegleria lovaniensis is the source of this 756-nucleotide messenger RNA. RefSeq lists its product as uncharacterized. The transcript is spliced from 4 exons. Gene Ontology annotation, molecular function: ATP-dependent diacylglycerol kinase activity. The record is from RefSeq and is a predicted model, not a curated record. NCBI's taxonomy places the organism in Eukaryota, Heterolobosea, Eutetramitea, Acrasida, Naegleriidae. Bases 1 to 756 code for a protein of 251 amino acids.